AUGGAUAUAUUUAGAAUUUUAAGUAGAGGUGCUAGUCUCAAUAAGAAGAAGGGUAUCACUACCGAUUAUGCAUUACCUUCAUCUACUCAAAAAUCAGCACAAAAACAUAAAGAAGAAACAUUACAUCAUCAAGUAGAAAAGGAAACUGAUUUCUUUCAUACCAGAAAGAAACAUACUGAAAAUACUCAAGACAAUAAAGAAGACAACGCCGAAGAUAAAGAAAACGAAGAAGAGGAAAUCCCACCAUUAGAAUUAGUGACUGAAGAAGAUGCUCAUAAAUUUAGAAAAUUACAUAAAUCAAAAGUUACCGGGGAUGAUAUUCCAAUUCCAAUUGGAUCAUUUCAAGAUUUAAUUGGAAGAUUUCAAAUUGAUAAGAAAUUAUUAUCAAAUUUAAUAGAAGCUGAAUUUAUAGAACCAACAUCUAUUCAAUGUGAAUCUAUACCUAUCACAUUAAACAAUCGAGAUUUAAUUGCUUGUGCUCCAACUGGGUCCGGUAAAACAUUAGCAUUUUUAAUUCCAUUAGUUCAACAAAUCUUACAAUCUAAACCUCUGGGUACUAAAAACUAUGGAAUUAGAGGAUUAAUUAUAUCACCAACUAAUGAAUUAGCAAUCCAAAUAUUCCAAACUUUAGAAACCUUAGUUCGUGGUAAGAAAUUAAACAUCGCAAUACUAUCAAAACAACUUGCGAAUAAACUCAACAACAAAAUCAUCAAAUCGGAUAAAUAUGACAUCCUAGUCACAACCCCAUUACGUCUUAUUGAUAUUGUCAAACAGGGGAAUAUCAAUCUUUCAAAAAUCGAACAAUUAAUCAUCGAUGAAGCCGAUAAAUUAUUCGAUCAUGGAUUCGUUGAACAAACUGAUGAAAUAUUGACACAUUGUACAUUACCCACCAUCCGGAAAUCGAUGUUUUCAGCCACUAUUCCAUCAGGAGUUGAAGAAUUGGCUCAUUCGAUAAUGAAGGACCCAAUUAGGGUGAUUAUUGGCCAUAAAGAAGCCGCCUCAACUACAAUUGAUCAAAAAUUGGUUUUCACGGGGAAUGAACAAGGGAAAUUAUUGGCGAUUAGACAAAUGAUCCAACAGGGGGAAUUCAAACCUCCGAUUAUUAUCUUUUUACAAUCGAUUACUAGAGCCAAAGCAUUAUUUCAUGAAUUAUUAUAUGAUAAAUUAAAUGUAGAUGUUAUUCAUGCUGAAAGAACCCCAAAACAAAGAGAAGAAGUGAUUAAGAGGUUUAAGAAUGGGGAUAUUUGGGUAUUGAUAACUACUGAUGUUUUAGCCCGUGGGGUUGAUUUCAAAGGGGUGAAUUUGGUAAUAAAUUAUGAUGUUCCUCAAAGUGCUCAAGCAUAUGUUCAUAGAAUUGGUAGAACUGGUAGAGGGGGGAAAUCAGGUAGAGCGGUUACGUUUUUCACUAAAGAGGAUGAUCAAUUGAUUAAGCCGAUUAUUAAUGUUAUGAAACAAUCAGAUUGUCAUGAUGGAUAUAGUGGAUGGAUGGAAAAUAUGGCAAAAUUAUCCAAGAAUGAAAAGAAGAAUAUCAAACAUCAUGAAAUGGAAAGAAAGAAGAUUAGUACCGUUCCAAAGGUUGUUAAACAAAAGAGAAAACAAAGACAAGAUAUGAUUGAAGCUUCCAAGAAAAGGAAACAAAUGGAGACGCAACAACAAGAAUAG
Molecule: messenger RNA, 1662 nt
Organism: Hemisphaericaspora subhashii
Lineage: Eukaryota; Fungi; Ascomycota; Pichiomycetes; Serinales; Debaryomycetaceae
Gene: CHR1
Product: RNA-dependent ATPase
Exons: 1
Coding region: 1-1662 (553 amino acids)
Biological process (GO): maturation of SSU-rRNA
Molecular function (GO): RNA helicase activity; ATP binding; nucleic acid binding
Source: RefSeq, a predicted model, not a curated record